Oncorhynchus mykiss (rainbow trout) is the source of this 2407-nucleotide messenger RNA. RefSeq names its product drebrin-like b (gene dbnlb). The record is from RefSeq and is a predicted model, not a curated record. NCBI's taxonomy places the organism in Eukaryota, Metazoa, Chordata, Actinopteri, Salmoniformes, Salmonidae. Gene Ontology annotation, molecular function: actin filament binding. Gene Ontology annotation, cellular component: actin filament; site of polarized growth; postsynaptic membrane. Gene Ontology annotation, biological process: regulation of actin filament polymerization; neuron projection morphogenesis; positive regulation of dendritic spine morphogenesis.
UGUGUUGCUGGAAGGCGAGCUUCCGGUGUGCUGAGAUCUCAAUCAGAAGUCAAUUCGAUUCGGUUUUACCGCCUCUCCUCCGUGAGUAGGACGGGCUUAUCACGGCAAUACACAACUGUUUCAGUGACUGAACGAUGGCAGUGAACCUAAGCAAAAAUGGCAUUGCCCUGACAAAUGCCUACAAGGAGGUGGUAGAUGAGAAAUCCAACACCAAUUGGGCAUUGUACACCUACGAGGGGAACACUAAUGAUAUCCGAUUGGCAGAGAAGGGAGAUGGUGGACUGGAGGAACUGGUGGAGGAACUUAGCAGCGGGAAAAUUAUGUACGCGUUCUGUCGUGUCCAGGACCCAAACUCUGGCCUGUGCAAAUAUGUCCUCAUCAACUGGACUGGAGAAGGUGUGAAAGAUGCCCGGAAAGGACUAUGUGCCAAUCAUGUCAGCUCCAUGGCAAAUUUUCUCAAGGGCGCCCAUGUUACAAUAAAUGCCCGUGCAGAGGAGGAUGUGGAACCUGAGGCUAUUAUGCAAAAGGUGGGCAAGGCCUCGGGGGCCAACUAUAGCUUCCACAAAGAGUCCAACAAGUUCCGAGACGCUGGUCCCCAGGGACCUGUGGGCUCUGUCUAUCAGAAGACCAACGCUAUGUCUGAAAUCAAACGCACCAAUAAAGACAACUUCUGGGCGCAGGCAGAGAAAGAUGAGGAGAAGCGGCGACAGGAGGAGCGCUGCAAGGCAGACGAGGAGCGCCAGAAGCUGGAGAAAGACAGGAAGGAUCGAGAGGCCAAGGAGGCAACUCUCAGAGAGAAGAGAGACAAGGAAAGGGCCUCUAUGAUCGACCAGCAGAAGAAGUACCAGCAGCAGCAGGAAGCUGAGAGCAGAGAAGAUGAGAAACAACAAUGGGAGGAGCAGGAGAAGGACUUCCAGGCAACUCAGAAGAAAGGGAUGAAGCGUGGUGUAUCUGUGGAGAAAGCCAAUGAGGCAGCCAAUCUGAUCUCUCAGCGCUCUAUGAACCCCAGAGAGAUGUUCAAGCAGAGAGAGAAGGGCAUGGACACCCCUGCUGCUGCCCACGCCACUUCCAGCCCCCAGCCAGGGCGUUUGCAAAGCCCUUUUCUCUCUAAGCAACCAUGUGAGCCUGAGCCGUCCCGCUCGCCCCUGCGCCAAGCCUCCCCACUUUCUGCAGGCUCUGCCUCUCCUGUCCCUGCUGCAGAACCCAGUGUGGAUGAGCUCGUUGUGGAUGAGUCAUCCCAGUCUGAGUGCUUGGAUGAGCAGGAUGCAACCCCUGUUCAGGAUGCAGUCCCUGAGGAACAGUGGCAAGAUGAAGUGAAGGCACCAGCUCCUCCCACUCAGCACAACCAUCCCACAGAGCCAGCCCAAAAUGAUCUCUAUGAGGAGCCCCCACAGGUGGAAGAGAACACAUUUGAGGUGCCUGCAGGGGAGAAGACGGACCGAGGUGUCUGUGCCAGGGCUCUAUACGACUACCAGGCUGCUGAUGACACAGAGAUCUCCUUCGAUCCUGAUGACAUCAUCACUGGCAUCGAGAUGAUUGACGAGGGCUGGUGGCGGGGCUACAGCCCAGACGGGCAUUUUGGAAUGUUCCCAGCCAAUUACGUGGAGGUUAUUUAGGUCCAUACCUCGCCCACUCACUAGAUCAGCAUAUUGGAGGCAGAAUAGAAAAGAUCCCCCCCCCCCCCCCCCAGAAGAAUUUGGCAGUAGGAAAAGUGCUUGGUCCAGAACUCAGCAGGUCAGAAGUAACUCAACAGUGAACCCUUUAGAAUAGUUUGCUGAACUGUAUCUGCCACAUUAUGGACCAAUAUAUGAACAAUAACCAUGGGACCAGGGGUCGCGCAAAUCUAUCCCUGUUGAAGGAAGCAAUUCAAUUAUGUUGUUGAUGUUGUGAGCCGUUAGAUGGCAUAGUUUAGGUUUUGAUGAAAACCCAUAUACUGGCCAACCCCAAACUGAAUCUCUCACCUUUUAAUGUGAUGCAGUAAAUUGUCAGGCUUUUUAGAUUUUUCAAUUCAAGUUUCCAUUGCGAACAUUAAUUGCACUUGUAGAUCACAUUCCUUAAAAAGUGAAUCCAGUUUUGUUCCAGAUAUACUAUUUUUGUUAUUUGUAGCAUUCACUCCUGUUGGGUUCAGGAUAAUAUUUCAUAGCUCACAUAAUGGUACCAACUAUGAUCUUUGGCCUUUUUUUGCCUUUUCCUCAGACUAAUAUUUUAUGUGAGUAUUUCUUUGUCAGAAAUGAUUUUGCUUGAAAGGAAUCCUGUGUGAAUUUCCAACAGUAGUUUGGUAUUGCAGUGGAAUUGAAUAUUAGAAAACCAAAAGGUUCUAUAUUUGCUAUGCUCUCUGGGUGGCUGAACUUGAGGGAAAAUAGGGGUGUAAAUAAUGACAAUCAUAUUCUUGUGAAAUAACUGUAUU